AUGAGUUUUUAAUAUCAGUAAUUUGGUGGUGAAUAGAAUUCCUUUAAUGAUUAGGUUUAUUAAUAACAAUAAGGCUAAGUAUCAGUUUAAAUGCAAUAAUUUGGAAAUAAUCCUUAGAAUGGCUAUUAAUAAAUAAUAAACGAGAAUCCAGUCUAAGGAUUACCCAUUACUAAUUUUCCUAUACAUGGAUAAUAGUAAGUUAUCAACUAUCCUAAUAAUAAUAUGCAAAUUCCUUAAAAUAUGAUAAUGGUCCCAAUUUUGGAUCCUCUAAAAAAGUUAGCAGAUUGUUAAGGGAUUUUUAUUAAAUAAAAAUUAGAGCUACUUUAAGCCUUGAUUGGAUGGUAGCAUGAAAAUGUCUAUAAAGUUUUUUAAGCAGAUGUAAAUGGAAUUCAAGUUGGAAACAAUCCAAUUUUUUUAUGCAAAGAAAAAAGCGAGUGUAUGUAGAGAAUGAUGUUGAAAGGUGAUAUGAGGGCUUUUAACAUGAAUAUCACAAAUGAAACUAGCUCAGCUCUGAGUGGGUAAAGUGUUUCGACUCCAUUUUUGGCACUUGAAAGACCUUUUAAAUGCACUUUUUUUGCAUAUAAUCGUCCAGUACUCAAAGUAUACUAUGUAGAAAACGGAUCUAAAGUUCUCUAUGGGUUGAUAAAAAAUCCAUUUUAAUGUUGCGAGCUAGGUUGUGAAGUCUAUGAUGCUAAUGAACAACUAAAGUUUCUUAUCAAAGGCAAAUGCUGCUAACUAGGAUUAAUUUGCAGAGGUCUACCUUGUGAUUCAUGCUAAUAAUAUGAAUUUACAGUAUAAAAUACAACUGGAUAAAUAGUUACAAGAUUAUUAAAAAAAUCUUCAGGAUUCAUAAAGUCAUACUUAAGCAACUGUGAUGACUUUUCUUUGGGAUUUCCAAUAAACUCUACAGCACAAGAAAAAGCAUUGUUGAUGUCUGCUACUAUAUUUUUGGAUUACAUGUAUUUUGAAAAUAAAUAAACAAAUAAUUAAAAAUGA
Molecule: messenger RNA, 996 nt
Organism: Tetrahymena thermophila SB210
Lineage: Eukaryota; Ciliophora; Oligohymenophorea; Hymenostomatida; Tetrahymenidae
Product: scramblase
Exons: 1
Biological process (GO): plasma membrane phospholipid scrambling
Cellular component (GO): plasma membrane
Molecular function (GO): phospholipid scramblase activity
Source: RefSeq, a predicted model, not a curated record